Drosophila melanogaster (fruit fly) is the source of this 1557-nucleotide messenger RNA. RefSeq names its product juvenile hormone binding protein 6 (gene Jhbp6). The transcript has 6 exons. Gene Ontology annotation, biological process: circadian rhythm. Lineage: Eukaryota; Metazoa; Arthropoda; Insecta; Diptera; Drosophilidae. The record is from RefSeq and is marked reviewed. Bases 1052 to 1486 code for a protein of 144 amino acids.
GAAGCGGUCGAGCAAACAUAGGAACCGGAGAGUGACAGCUUGGAGGCAAUAGAAAUUGUGUAAAAAGGUCGUCGCCAUCCGAACUGAUCCGCGUCGCUGCGAAGCUGGAGAUCGAUGACGAAAUGGAACUGGCCAUUCGACUGCGAGAGCUCAGCUGGUGGACUACUGUUCUCUUAGCUGCCCCACAAUUGGCCAACUAACCAACCGUGCGCGAUAACGAUGACGAUGGGAUUGCGAAAUAUUCAAGCAAGCAAGCCACUCAAAUCAAGUUUUUUCCGCCAAACGAAUGCCGCGCAGAAAAUAUGAAAAUGCAAGUGGUAUCAUUCAGUUUUCAUUUGCUGCUCGCUGACGCUGGUCGCUUGGCCAUUCCACGAAUAUCGACCACUAAUUUGGUUUCGGAUUAAUUUGGCGAUGGCCCGUUUGGAACUGAUUGUGCUGCUGGUGACAUUUACCACUUGCCUAGUUCGAGCUGAAGAUGGUUUUUUGAAAGAGCCGCACCCAAGUCCUGAAACAGUUUUAACACCCCCCGUUUUUGGCUAACACAAAUGUGACUAACCCGCUUAGCAGCUGGAACUCGCUGUUCAAAUAGCGCCAAAAAUAUUGCACCACUAAACCGGAUUUGUUUUUCUGAAUUCUCUGUGGGUAUAUUGUUUGCCUCACUCGCACUCGCACCCGCGCUCGAUCCGAAACCAAAUCCGAAUUCGAAUCCAAAUCCAAUAUGAACUGAACUGAACAAAAUUCUAACCGAACCGCAGCAGAUUACAUCAAAGAGUGUAGGAUAGCCGACAAGGACUUUGUCAACUGCUCGACCCACAGCAUCCAGCAGCUUUUCGAUAAACUCAACGAUGGCAUUCCCGGGCUCACUAGCAUAAGGAGCUUCGAUCCCUUCUAUCUCAACCGCAUCCGGAUUACGCAGGGCAAUAGCAACGCGAUCAAUCUCAAGGUGGAGCUGGCCAACGUCAAGAUCAUUGGGUUCGGGCACACGAACGUCCUGGACAGUCAGGUAUUUAAGAAGGACUACAGCUGGAAGACCACCUUUACACUGCCCGAGAUGAAGCUCCAGGCGGACUACAGUCUUUUCGGUCGGAUCCUGCUCAUCCCGCUCAACGGAAAGGGCCAGGUGUUCCUGGACGCGGAGAACAUGACGGUCACCAUGCACACGAAGACUCGGCUCUACUCCAAGGGUGGGUUCACUUUCUACAACGUGACCAACCUGCACGUGGAUUUUAAAAUGGACGGGCUCAAGUCGUACUUCUCCAAUCUGUUUAAUGGCAAUAAGCAGCUGGAGGACAGCACCAACAAGUUCUUCAACGACAACUGGCGGAUGCUGGCCGAUGCCCUGUACACGGUCAUCACCCAGACCAUCGAGGACAUUCUGCUGGAUGUGCUGAAGAAGAUAUUUCACUUCAUUCCAGCCAACUUCUUUGUGAGCGACAUCCCGACGCCGGAACAGCUUUAUGGAAGAGCCAAGCCGAAACCGAAAUGAGGAAAUUGUCCGUAGAAUUUGGGAGUGGGAAUUCUGUGAAAAGUAGCCAAUAAAGUUUGUGUAAAAACUUG